AUGAUCAACUUGCGUCGCCUGACAUUCAACGUCAGUCAGCCUUGCCGUGAUGAAAUUGAUCUGGACUUGGACCUCGACGAGAUCUCGAGGGGAAUAUGCACCGUGUCAGCUGGCCCACCUGACGUUGAGUCUGAUGGCGAGCUGCUUACCGAGGAACCCUCAGAGGCGACAAAUUGCCACUCCUCCACGACCGAUUGUUUGCUUUAUUCUGACUCCUCGGCUUCUUUCUUUUUUGGGUGGCCGGGCCCAAAUCCCCUCUCGAUUGCAGCAUCCAUUGAUGAGAUGUUUCAUUUGAUGCUACCCAUGAGCGACCUUCAGAUGGCACAUGUCCUCGAGUUUCGUCUUCUACGACUGGAUCCGUGCACCGGAGAGAUGAUUGCGCAGGAUAUCUUUCUCUUGCCGCGAGUCGAGACUUUCCUGGAGAAUCUUCACCGCUUGCAGGCACAGAUAUUCGACAUACUUCGCCUUAUUGCAAUGGAAAUCCGCGUGCCAUCAUUCCGACUGCUGGUGCGACCGCUCGCGAGGGCUCUACCCUUUCACGCCCAGGUAUCUAGCCCGUGGACUGAUCACGCGAGUGGUCGGAUGCUGUUAGAUCCUGCCUGUUUUGUGCACAGAUUGAUCACAAACUAUCGUUAA
Messenger RNA from Penicillium angulare, 636 nucleotides. RefSeq lists its product as uncharacterized. Bases 1 to 636 code for a protein of 211 amino acids. The record is from RefSeq and is a predicted model, not a curated record. NCBI's taxonomy places the organism in Eukaryota, Fungi, Ascomycota, Eurotiomycetes, Eurotiales, Aspergillaceae. The transcript has a single exon.